AUGAGGGAGUACGACGAGAUCACCUCCUUCCUGGGCUCCUGGGGCCGCUUCCAGUGCCUCAUCUUCUUCUCGCUGGCCUUCAGCAUCCUGCCCAACGGCCUGGUGGGCAUCUACAUCGUGUUUGUGGGCGACACGCCGCCCCACGAGUGCCUGGUACCCCAGCAGAGCAACAUCAGCGAGGGCUGGAGGAACGUCAGCAUCCCUCUGGAGGAGGCGGCGGGCACUGCAGAGCUGAGACGGAGCUCCUGCAGCAGGUACAGUCUGGAUGCGCUGAGGAACUACUCCCUGCUGGGCCUGGAGCCCCAUGUGGAUGUGAACCUCAGCCAGGUCCCACGGGAGAGAUGCCUGGACGGAUGGAAGUACAGCAAAGAAGUCUACCAAUCCACCAUCGUCACUGAGUGGGAUCUGGUGUGUGAGCAUGAGCAGAAGGAGCCGCUGACGUCCUCCAUCUACUUCCUGGGCGUCCUGGUGGGCACGUUCAUCUCUGGGCAGCUCUCCGACAGGUAUGGUAGGCGUCCUGUGCUGUUUGGCACCAUGGUUAUGCAGACGUUGACCAUCUUCAUCCAGAUCUUCUCUCCCAGCUGGGAGGCCUUCACCGCCAUCUUCUUCUUCGUCGGAGCCAGCGGCUUCUCCAACUACGUCAUUGCCUACGUGCUCGGUUGUGAGAUGUUGAGUCCGGCCACUCGUGUGAUGUUCUGCUCUCUGGGGGUGUUCAUGGCCUCUGGUGUGGGCCAGAUGCUGCUGCCUUUCUUCGCCUACUACCUGCGGGAGUGGAGACUCCUGAUCAUCCCCAUGGCUGCCUCGGGAUUGCUCUACAUCCCCCUCUGGUGGGUGAUUCCCGAGUCUCCGCGCUGGCUGCUGUCCCAGGGCCGUGUGGAGGAGGCCGAGGCCAUCCUUAGGAAAGCAGCCCGGAUGAACAGGGUCCCCGUGCCAGAGGUCAUCUUCACACCUGACGAGGUCUUGGAGGCCAAGGCGAAGCAGGACAAAAAGCACAACAUGCUGGACAUCCUGAGGAGCUGCAAUGCUGUCAUUCUCAUCCUCAUCUGCUCCACACUCUGGAUGGUCAUAACCAUGUCAUACUUCGCCCUGCUGUUGAACACCACCAACCUGCACGGGGACCCCUAUUUUAACUUCUUCCUGUCCGCUGUUGUGGAGCUCCCGGCCUACGUCGUGGCCAUGCUGUUACUGAGGUACUGCCCCCGCCGUUUCUGCCAGUCUUCUACACUCUUUCUGGGCGGCAGUGUGAUCCUCUUCAUCCAACUCGUACCCCCAGAUCUACCAGAGGUGGCCAUCCUCCUGGAGAUGGUGGGCAAGUUUGGCAUCACCACGGCGUUCUGCGUGGUGUACGCCGUGACCUCUGAACUCUUCCCCACCGUGGUGCGCAACAUGGCCAUGGGGACCUGCUCGAUGUCCGCACGCAUCGGAACCAUCAUCUCUCCAUUCAUCAUUUACCUUGGAAGCUAUUAUAAGUACAUCCCCUACCUGCUGAUUGGGAGUUUGGCUGUGUUCUCUGGCAUGCUCUGUUAUAUGCUGCCUGAGACCUCUGGCCAGGUGCUCCCUGAGACCAUUGAGGAGAUGCAGACCGUCAAACGGGUUGGUCAUUCCAAGGACAAGGUGACAACUUCCAAGAGGAGGACCAGCAGUGUUAUACACCAAGUCAAACUUUAGGCUGCUGCCUUUC
Messenger RNA from Engraulis encrasicolus (European anchovy), 1681 nucleotides. RefSeq names its product organic cation/carnitine transporter 2-like. Gene Ontology annotation, cellular component: membrane. The record is from RefSeq and is a predicted model, not a curated record. Gene Ontology annotation, molecular function: quaternary ammonium group transmembrane transporter activity. Gene Ontology annotation, biological process: transmembrane transport; quaternary ammonium group transport. Lineage: Eukaryota; Metazoa; Chordata; Actinopteri; Clupeiformes; Engraulidae. The transcript is spliced from 12 exons. The coding region runs from base 1 to 1668 and encodes 555 amino acids.